AUAUAUCUUUCUUGUACAGUCGUGUGUUCAAGGGUCAGUAAGUCUUGUAUGUCAAAAGAGGGGUGGCCAAGCCUCUAAAGAUACAAGUCUAACAGGUCCCCCUAGCUAUCUCCCGACGGAGUAAAAGUCGGUACCUACCAAUAGAUAAGAUUCCAGACGGGACCCCGGACCCCUUCCCCUCCAUCCUCGAACUAGGUUUUCUAGAAAUCCAAGCAAGAUGGAUUCCCCUCUGUACGCCAAGUUCGACAUAUCCGAGACAGCCUACAAAGUCGUCAAUAACCAGGAGAUCAAAGCUUAUGUCCUGACCCCGAAAAAUAUUUCUUCUGGGAAACACCCUAUUGUUGUGAAGUUCCACGGUGGAUUCUUUAUCACUGGUGCUAGCCUGUUUCCUGACUGGUAUCCACCAUGGGCAUUGGACUACUGCCUGCUUCAUUCGGCCAUCAUUGUGACUGGGGACUACCGCCUUCUUCCCGAGUCUACAGGCUUAGACAUGCGCGAGGACGUCUUGGAUUUCUGGGACUGGAUACGAAAAGAUCUCCAACCAUUCCUCAACGAUAGAAAGCCAGGAGUCGAAGCCGAUUUAACCAAGGUUAUUGUCCAUGGCGAGAGCGCUGGAGGUGCGAUCUCUCUGCUUUCUGGAUUCUGGCAGCCUUCUGGCUUCAUCAAAGCCGUUAUUUCCAUGUAUCCUUAUAUCGACCUUGCCCCCAAGCGUGAAAAGCCCAUCCUGGGAAUAGCGCCCGGUCCGGAAUCCGUUGUACAGAAUCACUUGAAAUCCAUACAGCCUGGGAAAAUCGUCACCGCUGCGUUUCCGCCCGAAAGGAUGGAUAUAACCAUUCCGCUGGCCCAGAGCGGUGACAUAGCGAAAUACUAUGGAACGGAUGAGAGGCUCAAUGCGUGGAAGUUGCUAGAGAGGGCCAGUGAUAUGCCGUAUACGUUGAUUCUUCAUGGAGAGGAGGACACUGCCGUACCAGUUGAGGGAAGCCUUCGGUGGGAAGCUGCGGCAAAGGCGAAGUUUGGCGGGGAGAAGGUCACUUUACAUGUUGAGCCUGGCAAAGAGCACGGCUUUGAUUGUGCUGUUCCAUUAGAGACUCCCUGGUUGAAGGGAUACCUAGCCAAAGUUACCGAACUCUGGCUUGGUAGAACCGAGAAAUAA
Amorphotheca resinae ATCC 22711 is the source of this 1153-nucleotide messenger RNA. RefSeq lists its product as hypothetical. The coding region runs from base 218 to 1153 and encodes 311 amino acids. Gene Ontology annotation, molecular function: hydrolase activity. The record is from RefSeq and is a predicted model, not a curated record. Lineage: Eukaryota; Fungi; Ascomycota; Leotiomycetes; Helotiales; Amorphothecaceae. The transcript is spliced from 2 exons.